AUGGGGAUGGAUUUAGACUCUGGCCUCCCGUAUACGGCAGAUAGUUCAGAUUUAUGGUCCAGAGGUUUUAGGGACUACAGUAAUUUUGAGCUGAAGCCAAAUCAUCGCGAUCGCCCGGUUUGGGUUUGUCCUGAUGGCUAUUUGAUCCUAGAAAUGUUUACCAACGUCAGUAAACAGGCCUUGGAUCUUAUUUCCACUAUUGCAGAACCAAUAUGUAGACCAGAUUUAUUACACGAGUACCAGAUUACUGUGUUUUCAUUGUAUGCUGCUGUAUCAGUGGGAUUGUUAGCCGAUGAUUUGAUACGUAAUUUGGACAAAUUUUCAAAAAAUAUUUUCCCCAAAGCACUAGAGCAGUUAAUCAUUAGAGCCGCUAAAUCGUUUGGCCAGGUAAAACUUGUGCUUCGUGAUAAUAAGUAUUACAUUGAGUCCAAGGAUAAGUCGGAAUUGGACUAUUUGCUUAGAAAUGAGAAGAUAAGAUCCGCUCGCAUAAUGAGUGAUCUAUGGACUUCUGAAAGUUUUGGAAAUGAAGGCAAAUUUGAGGAUUCAAAGCUUUUUGAGGCGCUAGAAGAUAAUGAAACUACGAAUUUGUUUGAGGGGUAUAUGAAAGCAGAAACAGCACCCGCACCCACAAAUGACACAUUGUCAUUUUAUGACAAGUUAAAUGAGACGGCCAAAUUCUCUGUCUACUCAUUUGAGCUUCAGCAGGAGAAGGUAGAAGAAGUCAAACGAGAGGCUCUUGAGACAAUGCAUUUACCCUUAGUCAUUGAGUAUGACUUUAGAAAGGACAGGAAGAAUGCAUCCCUUGACUGCAUUGUCAAGUCUAAUACAAAGAUCCGAUACUACCAAGAGAGGGCACUAUGCCGUAUGUUUAGCAAUGGCAGGGCUAGAUCUGGUAUAAUAGUCCUACCUUGUGGUGCUGGGAAGACCUUAACGGGUAUCAUUGCAGCUUGUACAAUUUCGAAAUCUGUACUUGUGCUUACUACUUCCGCAGUUGCCGUAGAGCAAUGGAUCAAGCAAUUCCUAGAUUACACCAACAUUUCAACCAAUAAGCUGCUAGCAUUAACAUCUGAUUGCAAGAGCGACAUAUGGCCCAUAGAAUCUUCGGGCGUUCUGAUAUCUACCUACACCAUGAUGACAUAUUCCCGCAAACAUAGCGAAAUGACUGAGAGGAUUAUGCGGCAGAUACGGGAGAGAGAUUGGGGCUUGUUGGUAUUUGAUGAAGUUCAAUUUGCGCCUGCCCCUGCCUUCCGCCGUAUAAACGAUAACGUUCGAUCCCAUUGCAAAUUGGGACUAACGGCUACACUAGUCCGGGAGGAUGAUCUAAUUCGAGAUCUACAGUGGAUUAUAGGGCCUAAGCUUUAUGAGGCAAACUGGUUGGAAUUGCAAGAACAAGGAUAUUUGGCAAAGGUGCUUUGCCAAGAAGUGUGGUGCCCAAUGACAGCCCCUUUCUACAAAGAGUACCUUAAGAGUCAGCACGCGAAGCAACGCAAAUUAUGGUCAUGUAAUCCCGUAAAACUUGCUGUUUGUGAAUAUUUAAUACGAUAUCACGAGGCUAGGGGGGACAAACUGAUUGUUUUUUCGGAUGUUGUGUUUGCUCUGCUCCACAUGGCUAGAUCAUGCGCACGCCCCUUUAUCUAUGGCAAAGUAAGUGCCACAGAACGUAUAGCUAUCUUAACAAAGUUCAAGAACUCAAACGACUUCAAUACCAUAUUUUUAUCCAAGGUUGGAGAUAAUGCAUUGGAUAUCCCCUGUGCAAAUGUGGUGAUACAGAUAAGCUUCAACUUUGCUUCUAGAAGACAAGAGGCACAAAGAUUGGGUAGAAUUUUGCGACCUAAACCAAAAGCGGAUUCUAGAGGAUUUAAUGCAUUUUUUUACAGCUUGGUGAGUAAAGAUACGCAAGAGAUGGUAUAUUCGGACAAACGACAGCAAUUUAUUAUAGACCAGGGCUAUUCAUACAACGUAAUAAGCUGCAACGAGUUUCCCAUUGAAACCAUGGACCUAAUUUAUAACAAUGCUAAUGUGCGUGAAGAGUUACUCUUGCAUAUAUUAUCCAGUCCUGAAGACUUGGAUGAAGAUGAUGAGGAGGAUCAGAUAAUGGCAAAUGAGCAAACCCCUGUGAUUCGGCAGAGGAUGGAAGGAUUAGUUGGUUUGACAGGUGGGAUGCCUGUGGUAAACCAGGAGCGCCCGUCGAAGCAGGCUAAAUUGAAUUCGAUGCACCCUCUGUUUAGGAGAUUUAUACAGGGGAAGCUCUGA
This is a messenger RNA of Babesia microti strain RI, 2253 nucleotides long. RefSeq names its product DNA excision repair protein ERCC-3. Gene Ontology annotation, biological process: nucleotide-excision repair; transcription initiation at RNA polymerase II promoter. NCBI's taxonomy places the organism in Eukaryota, Apicomplexa, Aconoidasida, Piroplasmida, Babesiidae. The record is from RefSeq and is a predicted model, not a curated record. Bases 1 to 2253 code for a protein of 750 amino acids. The transcript is spliced from 4 exons. Gene Ontology annotation, cellular component: nucleotide-excision repair factor 3 complex; transcription preinitiation complex; transcription factor TFIIH holo complex. Gene Ontology annotation, molecular function: 3'-5' DNA helicase activity; ATP binding; DNA binding.